CUGUGGUGGGAGUCAUGUUCUAAUUAUAGCAAUCAUGUGAGCGAUGCAUUAUGGGAAUGAACAACUGGCGAGGAAACGUGAAGUGCGUGUGACGUCACAUACAUCUACUUAAGCCGCCAUAUUGGGCUUCACAUUUAGAGUCUUGCACACGACCCACAAAAACGAAGAUUUGUGGACUUUCAACCGGGACAUUUAAGCGUGAAUUGGUCUUACGUGAGCGAAGUUGGGUGGUAAUAUACAUUCCAAUAGUUGGCAACUCCCCUAGAAGUGAAGUGUACGCCCUAAUUUGUCUCUUUGAGCUCACAGUCUGUCCGCAGAACAAAGAGAGAUCGCUUUAUGCGAUAGUUUGCCUCAUAUCAUCGUUCAUCUGUCGUCAUUCAGCUUGGAAGGGAGAAUGUGUGUCAUGCAUAGAUUGUGUGUCGUCUGCUACUGUCUGUAUUUUCUAUGCCCGUCAUGCAGAUCGGACGAGGAUGCCAAUUUGAAUCACUUGUCUAAUUCCACACAGAUGAAGACUUGGAAACCACGUGACCAACACGUGAAAAACGUGAGUCUCCAUCAUGAACACGUACAUGACGGCAUCGGAACACAGGGAAAUGACUCUCUGGAACAUGGUGUGUAUUUCGUGAAGAAAAUAUUUGAAAAGUUUGGAAAAGACGAUGAACUCACAAUUGUAAGUUUAAAAAAACUCUUUCAUGAAUUGAAAAUACUUUCAUCAGACACAGACAAUGAUCAUGAUCACGCCAGUAAUAGUGACAGUCAUGAUCAUAAUGACGUCAAACACAGAAGUGACACAGUGACAGAGCACAACCAUGAUCACAGCGAUGAUCACAACCAUGAUCACAGCGAUGAUCACAACCAUGAUGACAACGAUGAAGAGGAAGCAGACACCUCUGCUGUGGAUCACCUCAAACAUGGUAAUCAUUCUGAUAACUUUCCAAAUGGAUCAUCCCCCCUUAAGACUGUGCCACAUGAAAGUGAGAAACAGGAUAAUAUUAAAGAAAAACUGCAGAAAAGAGCUGUGACAUCCCAUCUUGAGAAAGAUCACACUGACUGUCUAGAUUUAAGAAAUUUGCUUGAUCUUUAUCAUUUACAAAAUGCGAAGACGUUUAAUGUGAAGCAGUUCCUCCAUAUAUCCCCAGCCUUGAUCUAUCAGCUGGACAACCCUCGAUGCCAGGUCACUGGGCACCCGGCACACUCCCCGGAUGUCAUCAGCGUCAGCGGGAUCCCUGCUGAGGUGUGGGGCUACAGCACGCUGGCUGUGGUCAUCAUCAGUCUGGUCGGCCUGCUUGGUGUAGCAGUCAUCCCCAUCAUGAAGAAAGUCUUUUAUAACCACAUGCUGCAGUUCCUCAUAGCCCUGGCUGUCGGUACAUUGACUGGGGAUGCUUUGUUGCAUCUUCUGCCACAUGCGAUUAUUGGACAUCGUCUGCAUAACCAUGACAACCAUGGAGCUGAAGGUUUGCACAGUGACGAUAUACAUAAGUCUGCAGUAUUUAAGGGACUGUGUGGACUUGCAGGGAUGUUUUUCUUUUUUCUGAUGGAAAGGAUCUUGACAAUAGUCACUGACAUUAAAAGGAAGCGAAAACUAAACACCAGAAAGACUUUGUCUCCCAAACAGAAAACAGUCUGCAAGGAUGAUCGGAGCCACAUUGCAAAAAAACUUUCUGCCUACGAUGAACCAGAUUAUCAGUCUUGUGAGGAAAUGGUCAUGGUUGUUCAUCCAAACAAGUCUCUGAAAGGCUUUGCAGAUGAAACGCAUCAUAAAGUAUUUCAUACCAGCCAUGAUGGUUGUCGGCCCAAAGAAGAAGAACACUCCCAUUCCAGUCCCAAGAGUGCUGAAGAAGAAGGCAUGCUGUCAGCCCUCCCACAUUCCCACAGCGGCCAUUCACACCACAGACAUUGCGAAAUGUCGAGCAAUUCUGUGGCAUCCAUUGCCUGGAUGGUGAUCCUUGGGGACGGCAUCCACAACUUCAGCGAUGGCCUGGCUAUUGGAGCUGCCUUUGCAAACAGCAUCACUGGUGGUUUCAGCACUUCCGUUGCUGUCUUCUGUCAUGAACUUCCACACGAGAUUGGGGACUUUGCUGUGUUGUUGAGAGCUGGCAUGUCAGUGAAGCAGGCCGUGGUCUAUAACUGCGUGUCAUCCCUGCUCUGUUUUGUUGGCAUGCUCAUCGGGGUUGCCAUUGGCAACAUCAAUGAGGCUUCAGAGUGGAUCUUUGCUUGUGUUGCAGGGAUGUUCAUGUACAUUGCUACUGUAGACAUGCUUCCCGAGAUGACGUCUGUGGACACCAAGCAAGGGGAACACCCUUUCUGUCAUCUUUUCCUGCAGUGUUUUGGGAUGCUUCUUGGGGCAGGAAUAAUGCUUGUCAUUGCUUUCUAUGAAGAAGAGCUGCUCACUGUUCUGGGUGGUUAGGCAUGAUUAAAUCUGUGGGAUGGUUCUAUCUGCAAUGGUUUGAAUGUGGUGCCUAGUACAACCAUAGGCAAAGAAUUUUAUGCUGUGCACCUGUUUAUGAAAAGAAACUACAGCUUAGUUAAGCUAAAAAAUUUCAACUUGCACUUAUUUGAAAAGAAAAGCCUUGAUAUUCUUAUUAGCCAAAGUGAAAGGUGUUUUGUCUCGUUUUGUUGUACGAAUCCAGGUUGACGUUGACUGUAGUUCAGAUAGUCCUCCAUGCUGUCUUUUCCUGCUGUAUACUAGAGUCUUCCUGAAGUGGAUCAGUGUGGGGCUCUUAAACACUGCAAGUACAGCAGUACUGUUGCCAUGGUAAUGACGGAGCAGUGUCGGGGCCCACAUGGUCCACAGCAUCCGAACAUAAUAUCUAUUUAACAAACAAUAUUUCCACAAUUCAGAAAAUUGUAAUUGUUUAAGAUGGACUUGAUAUAAUUUAUGUUCGUACUGAAAUGCUUUUUGGUGCAGUGGAAUCUCAUUGAAUUGUUAAUGUUAUACCUCGGAACUCCCAGUAUGUUCCACAGUGCUUCAAGUUACUGAUGUGUCAGUUUAUUUCAUGUCUUUAAGCUGGCUGAGCUACAGCACCCUAGAUUCAGACAGCAAGGCUUGUUUGAUCAUGUAUUUUGCAUGAGGCUCAUAGAUUUAUGUAAUUUUAUCUCAUUCUGAUUGAUACCCAAAGUUGAAGUUUACAGAUAUGUAAGCAAUUUGCUUAUAAGUCGAUAUAAAUUUAGCUUUUUUUUAAAGAGCAGCAGCUUUUAUUUCCUAAAUGCUUAAUGUUGUAAUUACUUUCUUCAUUGGGGGGUAAUGGUACAUCUGUUGCCAGUGACUGUGCCAUCUGUGAGAACUGUUUCUGAUAUUUUGUCAUGACUUGUAUUUCAGUUUCUGAACAUUGUCAACCAGAAUCUCUCAAAUAUUACUGUACUGAUGCUGAUUUAAAAUAUUCCUAAAAUUGGUGUCCAGAAUGUACUGAACCAGUGAUACUGAACCAGUGAUACUGAACCAGUGAUACUGAACCAGUGAUACUGAAGUGAAAGGACAUUUUAAUGCUGUUGUAAAUGUCUGUGAACUGAAAGAUACAAAAUGGAGGAAAGCAAACCAUCUACUUGAGUGUGAGUGUCAUGUCUUCACUGGUGCAGGUGCCCCUUGUAUCUGAGAGUGUGAGUGUCAGGUCUUCACUGGUGCAGGUGCCCCUUGUAUCUGAGAGUGUGAGUGUCAGGUCUUCACUGGUGCAGGUGCCCCUUGUACCUGAGAGUGUGGGUGUCAGGUCUUCGCUGGUGCAGGUGCCCCUUGUAUCUGAGAGUGUGAGUGUCAGGUCUUCACUGGUGCAGGUGCCCCUUGUACCUGAGAGUAUGCGUGUCAGGUCUUCACUGGUGCAGGUGUCCCUUGUAUCUGAGAGCGUGUCAGGUCUUCACUAGUGCAGGUGCCCCUUGUACCUGAGAGCGUGGGUGUCAGGUCUUCACUGGUGCAGGUGCUCCAUGUAUCUGAGAGUGUGAGUGUCAGGUCUUCACUGGUGCAGGUGCCCCUUGUACCUGAGAGUGUGGGUGUCAGGUCUUCACUGGUGCAGGUGCCCCUUGUAUCUGAGAAUGUGAGUGUCAGGUCUUCACUGGUGCAGGUGCCCCUUGUACCUGAGAGUGUGGGUGUCAGGUCUUCACUGUUGCAGGUGCUCCAUGUAUCUGAGAGUGUGAGUGUCAGGUCUUCACUGGUGCAGGUGCCCCUUGUAUCUGAGAGUGUGAGUGUCAGGUCUUCACUGGUGCAGGUGCCCCUUGUAUCUGAGAGCGUGGGUGUCAGGUCUUCACUGGUGCAGGUGCCCCUUGUACCUGAGAGUGUGGGUGUCAGGUCUUCACUGGUGCAGGUGCCCCUUGUAUCUGAGAGUGUGAGUGUCAGGUCUUCACAGGUGCUGGUGCCCCAUGAUCUAGUCCAGUAUGUGUGCUGUCUUGUGUCACCUGGACCUGUUGCUGUCAGCUAUUAUUCAUGUUGAUGUGUUUUUGUUUACAACAGUUGUGUCUAUGGAUUGAUCCGUCUUUGACUAGUGCUGAAUUACAUUGGGCAAAAGAUGAAAGAGUUGAGUGCAGUGUCUGAUUGGUGGUAUAUUGGAUGAAGAGACUGAAAGAAGUGUGUGUGUGUGUGCCUGUGUGUUUGUGUGACCACUCAUCUCUCACAUACAUAAUAAAUUGAAUGGUGUGAAUGUUGGAAGUUCCUAACAAAUGUUCAAAUGUUAAUUAUGAGGGAGGAAGAAGCCAACAUAAAGCAGUAUUAUCAUGAUUAUGGAUACCAGAUAAUGGUUAUUGAUUAUUGAUUCUUAUGGUAUAGACCUAUCAUUUUGGAUAUUGGAAUAUUUAUAGAAUUGUCAAUGUGUGUCUCUUCUUUGAUGCCUGUAUGUAUCUGCAAUGCUGUAUAUCUACACAUGAGAUGUUAACAGUAGAUACACCCAGUCAUCUUAAACUAGUUUUGGUUGGAAUCAUCAUGUCUGACUGGAAUGAUACUAGUCCCAGCUAAUGCACCUGUGGCCAUGUGUACCCUUCAGGUGAGGUACACAGAGAUUGGCCACCUGUGACCAUGUGUACCCUUCAGGUGGGGUACACAGAGAUUGACCACCUGUGGCCAUGUGUACCCUUCAGGUGGGGUACACAGAGAUUGACCACCUGUGGCCAUGUGUAUCCUUCAGGUGGGGUACACAGAGAUUGACCACCUGUGGCCAUGUGUAUCCUUCAGGUGGGGUACACAGAGAUUGACCACCUGUGGCCAUGUGUACACAGAGAUUGACCACCUGUGGCCAUGUG
Haliotis rubra (blacklip abalone) is the source of this 5220-nucleotide messenger RNA. Its product is annotated as zinc transporter ZIP10-like. Gene Ontology annotation, biological process: intracellular zinc ion homeostasis; zinc ion import across plasma membrane. Gene Ontology annotation, molecular function: zinc ion transmembrane transporter activity. Lineage: Eukaryota; Metazoa; Mollusca; Gastropoda; Lepetellida; Haliotidae. Gene Ontology annotation, cellular component: membrane. The record is from RefSeq and is a predicted model, not a curated record.